UGGUUCUGUUCAGAACUUACAUAUCACAUCUGGCUCUGUUCAAAAUCUUUCUUUUUAAUAGAGCUACUGCUCUUUAACGCCUACAAAUAUUGCAAGAUUUUUAAAUUGCAAAAAUGUUUAUCCUUGAUUGGUUUGCUGGUGUUUUGAGCUUUUUAGGCCUGUGGAAAAAGAGUGGCAAAUUGUUAUUUUUGGGCUUGGACAAUGCUGGAAAAACAACUUUAUUACACAUGUUAAAAGAUGACAGAAUGGCACAGCAUGUUCCAACUCUACAUCCUACUUCAGAGGAAUUAGCAAUAGGAAAUAUGCGGUUUACAACAUUUGACUUAGGAGGUCAUCAUCAAGCAAGAAGAGUAUGGAAAGAUUAUUUUCCAGCUGUAGAUGCAAUUGUUUUCUUGAUUGAUGCAUAUGAUAGAGAAAGGUUUCCAGAAGCAAAAGUAGAACUUGAUAGUUUGUUAACAGAUGAACAGUUGUCUAGCUGUCCAGUAUUAAUCCUUGGCAAUAAAAUUGAUAGAGCAGGUGCUGCAAGUGAAGAUGAAAUUCGAGCAUAUUUUUGCUUGCAUGGACAAACUACAGGAAAGGGAAAAAUUUCAAGAUCUGAAAUUCCUGGACGUCCUCUAGAACUUUUCAUGUGCAGUGUUUUAAAAAGACAAGGCUACGGAGAAGGAUUUCGUUGGUUAGCUCAAUACAUCUAGUGCUACAAAUAGUUAAUUUAAAAAUCUCCUUCAAUUUUCAUCCAAUCAUCACAUGGAAUGCGGACUUUAAAAUGUUUGUUAUAUUUAUUGUUGAUUGUAAUUUUUGAAGUUGAUGCUUUUUUCUAUUAAAAAGAGAAAUAGAAAGUCUCUGGUGACAUGGCUUGUUUUGUAAUUGUUGUUUCACAAUUUGUGAAGUCACUGCCUGAAAACCAAGAUUUAGAACUCAAAAAUGGAUGAGUUUUUAAUGCUCGAAAUGAAAUUCGAAUAAAUUUGAGUAUCUAAUAUUUCAUUCAGUAUCUUUAAAAAACAGGAGUCUUCCUUUCAGAAUUAUGAAAUUUUUUGCACAAUCUUUUUUACUAAAGAGUUGGUUGUAUGGAUUCUAACUGGUCUUAGUAAUUAAAAAAAACUUACUGCCACAUAAAAACUAAAAUUUCCCAAAGAUUUAUAGUUCAAUCAAUUUAUAUAUAAGCAGCUAUGUUAAUUCUUUGUAAAGUAUUAUGUUUAUUUAUAUUUAUUUACAUUAAAAUUAUUUCAAAUUGCUUUAAAUGUACAGACUGAUUUUGGUGUUAUUUUAUCUUUUCAAUUGUUUUGAGAAAAUGUGACAAACGUAAAAUGUGAUGCAAAAAAAAAAAAAAAAAUAAUGUUUAGUACAACAACUUUAUUCUGAGCAUAAAUAAAUUAAAAUAUUUAUAUUUUUUCUUUUUUUUUCUAGAUAUAUUUUUUAUUUAUUUUUUUUAAUGCAUUUGUUUUCAAAGUUAACUGAUUUUAAAAUACUUCGAGAUUUUGAGUGAUAUUUUUACCCUUGCAAAGAAAAAAAUCUUCAUUGAAAUAGUUUAAAUUUUAGUUCAGUAUGUUUAAGUAUUUUAUUUGCUAAAAAUGCUUAAAAAAACUGAGUUCGAAAUUGAAAAAGUGACAUUUUCGAAGGAAGAUAGUUUAUCAUUACCAAACACGUUUGGAUUUGAGAAGCUAAUUUUCUUUUACUGAAUAACAAUCAUCAUACAGUUUGUAAAAUGUGUUAGUGACUGUAGAAAGUUAUGUUUUACUUUAAUAACAUUUCAGAAAUUAUUUUCAAGAAAUAUAGGGAUAUAAUUAUUCAAAACUAUCUGUUAAGAUGAUUUGAAUUCAGUAAUGUAAAAGUAGAAUGUAAAAACUGCAUUUUUAUGACUGCUUUCAAACAUAAUUGAAAAGUAAUAAACUAAUUUGUAUAUUUUCUGAAAAAAUACAAAAUUGCUCUUAAAAUUUUUCAAUUUUCAUCAACCUUUUUUUUCUCCCCUAUAAGUUGUGAAACACAUUUUGAAUUCAACAAAUUAAGAAAGAGUAUAAGCUGAACUGUAGUUUAUGCCAAAGUGUUUGCUAAAUAAUUGUAAUGCUUAUAGCGAUAUUGAAGUUUUGAAAGUAUGUCAUAGAUCAAAUUGAAGCUCAUUAAUUAAUGUACUAAGUAAAGCCUUCAAAUAAAAAGCAAUUAUUCCCUUACUGCUGAUAAAUUUCCCUUAGUUUUGUAAUUUAGUGUUUUAUAUACAAAUGAUGGAGUGUUUGAUUCAUAUAAUGUUUUUAUUAUUACUUAUGUUUGUAAGAAGUUUAUGAAAGAUUUACUUCAUGACUAAUCUGAGCCAUUUUUCAAUGUAAAAAAUCUCAAAAUGUGUUUAAAAUUUGUAAACAAAGGUACAUGCGCACAUUCAACAUGAAACAUUUCUCUAGAUUCAGUUCUUAUUUAUGUUAAUGAAUGCCAAGUUACUUUGUAAUACAUUUUUAUUUGGUUUGUUUAAAACUCUCCAGUUGCAGUAUACAAAAUGUUUUUUUUUUUUUUUUUUUGAAAAAUAUAUCAGCUUUUGCAACAUUCAAGUUACUUGGACAAGAUUACUCAUACAUUUGUGGGAGGAAAAAAAUCACAUUUCUCUGCCAAUAGAAUUGUAUUGCAGUGCAGUACUUUCGAAUAAAAUCAUUUGUACAAACA
Uloborus diversus is the source of this 2646-nucleotide messenger RNA. RefSeq names its product GTP-binding protein SAR1b-like. Bases 114 to 692 code for a protein of 192 amino acids. Gene Ontology annotation, cellular component: COPII vesicle coat; endoplasmic reticulum exit site. Gene Ontology annotation, biological process: endoplasmic reticulum to Golgi vesicle-mediated transport; intracellular protein transport; vesicle organization. The transcript has 7 exons. The record is from RefSeq and is a predicted model, not a curated record. NCBI's taxonomy places the organism in Eukaryota, Metazoa, Arthropoda, Arachnida, Araneae, Uloboridae. Gene Ontology annotation, molecular function: GTP binding; GTPase activity.